AAAAUGACAAAAAUAUCAAUUAAUAUUCGACAUCGAUCAUCCAUCGAUAUUGAAUCUAUUUCUAUUUGCAUCCAGAAUGUUAUCUGAUAUAUGUCAUAUCUUGCUGAUGAAACACCAGGAAGAGCGCGAAAUCCAUUAGUUAAAAAUCGCACUCCAAUUGGAGUAUUCGUUGACCAGUAUCUUGACUAGAACAUUUGGAGUAAGCAAACUGUUAUUAACACUCAUUCGAAAUAACUAGAGUUAAAUAUCAGUUAGCAAAUUUUUUUGACAUCAUGGUCCUGAUACCAAAAGAGUCUGCGAAGCUAGUCGCCAGCUUGGCGAAGGAUGUAUUCAUCGAGCAACCCGACGAUUCCAGGGCGGCGGACUGGAUAUUCGUGCUGGACACGUUGAACUUCUCAUUUUGGACCGAGACGGAUACGAAAAAGUGGAAUGUCAAUGGAGAGACCGGCUACUUUGCGUUCUGUGCCGCUGUCAGUCGAGCCAUUGACGAAGGGAAACCUAUGUGGGAUCCCAAGUAUUAUUCGCAGAUAACGCAACAAGAUGCAGACAUCAUUUUUCGAGGUGACAACGAAGUCAAAAUUCCACUUAUACAUGACAGAAUUAAGGGCCUGCAUGAGGCUGGAAAGGUUCUAUUGGACAAGUAUAAAGGCACGUUUGUGGAAUGUAUCAAGUCGUGUAAAGGUUCCGCAGAAAAGUUGCUCCAACUAAUCGUCAAGGAAUUUGAGUCAUACCGAGAUGAGGCUUAUUACGAAGGGCAUAGGAUCAGCAUUUAUAAGAGGGCUCAGAUAUUGAUCGGCGACAUCUGGGCCUGCUUCGAGGGACGCGGGCUCGGCGAAUUCCAUGAUAUCGACAGCAUCGCAAUGUUCGCCGAUUACCGAAUCCCUCAAGUGCUUGUACAUUAUGGCACUAUGCGCUACAGUGACUCGCUCAUGAGCAAGUUGAAAUCCGACGAGUCGUUGAAACAGGGCAGUAGGGAGGAGGUUGAGAUACGUGCCUGCUCAAUCGAGGCGGUCGAGCAGGUGCGCGACGAAGUGCGAAGAUUAAUUGCAGCUGAUUCGAAAUUGGGCCUGAAUCCGUUGACGGAUGUCAACGCGAUCGUGAUCGACCAUUACCUGUGGGACUAUCGGCGAGAGUAUGCGCAAGAAUUGGAGCACAUACCAUUCCACAAAACAAGAACCAUUUACUACUAGUUACUAGAGAAUUGCGCAGGAUGCAAAAACAUCCUAAAUGAAAAAAUUAUGAAGUUCCAUAUAUCAAAUUUCAAAGAAACUUAAUUACAUCUGUUCCUUCAAUAUUCAGCUAUAUUUUAUUAUAUUUUCUAUUGUAUUACGUAUAAAACAGACAGUGACAGAAAAUGGAAUAAAGUUUAUUACAUGUUA
Molecule: messenger RNA, 1379 nt
Organism: Acromyrmex echinatior (Panamanian leafcutter ant)
Lineage: Eukaryota; Metazoa; Arthropoda; Insecta; Hymenoptera; Formicidae
Product: queuosine 5'-phosphate N-glycosylase/hydrolase
Source: RefSeq, a predicted model, not a curated record